GCACAAGGCACGCGCAUUUCAAGGGUGCCAAAUAUAAUAUAACUAAUGUGGAGUAAGAGCAGCUCUGAAGCUUGCCGGCAUGGAGAGAGGAGGGUUUAGCAGUGAGAAUCGGCCACGCGGUCGAAGUGAUGAAUGUGAUAAUUGGAGGAACAAGUCAUCUACCAAUAACACCAGCGACACUUGGUCUAGCAGGGGACGCAGUGGAUCCUCACAAAGUUCUUCUUGGAGACGCACAUCAACAGCUUCUAGUUCUUCAUCUUCUGACCAGUCAUGGAGGAACCAGCCUCCUAGUCCUUCUAAUGCCUCACGAGGAGGGACUUCCAGAAAAUCUGCCAUUAAAAGAGGUAAAGUUGUUACUUUGCAAUUGAGUGAAGGCUAUGGUUUUCUUGCUCCAAUUGUCCCAGAGGGGCAGUGGCAGCAGAACAGUAGCAGCAAUGUAUAUUUUAGAGUAGGAGAGAAUACUAAAACAGAGAUAGGCCUGUUUGAACUUAAAAUUGGUGAUGUGCUUGAAUACAUUACGAAUGAGUCAGCAGAGAGUCCAAGGUGUCUGUAUGCAUGUCUAGUGGAGUGUAAGCUGAGAAGCCUAGAAGAUUUGCUUUCCUACUUGAAUGAGCUUUUAAUGCAUUGUAAGAGCAACCCAGAAAGAGUUUUGCAAGAGACUACUAAAUGCCCGGCUGGGUUUCUUCAGCUUCUCAACUACAAAAGUCCACCACUUGAUCUUGUGAGCCCUGUAAUGGAGCUAGUUACGAUUAUCUCUGACUAUAAUCAGGCCCCACUAUAUGCUACGAGGUUAAAGAAGUUUUACAGGCUUUUCUCUGGUACCAUUCUCUUACAACGCUCUCUUAGGGAACUCCGCCCUCUGAUAGAGGAGAAUCGGUUUAUAAACUUUUUGGCGCGCAUAGCAACGCACAACAGCCAGAGUGUUGCAGAGGUAUUACCCCUCCUGAAUGACAUGGUGAAAGAUAAGGGCGGCGAAAAGCUUGAUUGCCACUGUGAGUUUCUUUUGCAUAUGCUUACUGCUCAAGCUGGUGAUGCCAUAUCUGCGUGUAAUCUUGAACGGAGUAAGAUGCAGUUGGUCCCUAUGGAAUCUGAGAUGACAGACAGCUUGACAGAUGAGGCCUCUAUGGAAAUUUAUUUUAAAGGGUUGCCGUAUGUUAAGACGGAGGGAAGCUACGGGUCAGUUGAGGAGUAUAUGGACACUUACUUCCGAUUGCUCAAGGAGGAUUGCUUCUGGGGUCUGAAAAAGGGAAUAUCUGAUCUGAAGAAGAACAAAUGGGACCCAAAGGACAUGAGGGUUUGGCCGAAUGGGGUCCUCAUAGGAUUCCAUUUCGGUGGAAGCUAUUCAGGGUUAACCAUAGCAGUGGCAACGGAAAGGGUGUACAGCAGUAAGUGUCUUAAGGAGGGAAACCUCAUUUGCCUGUCUGAUGAUGGAGGGAAUUUCGAUUCCCCGAUUUGGGGCAUUGUAGCGCAUUGUGAGGAUGCCGCGGAAAAAAUGGUAAUGAUCUUUGUAGAGAUUGUGGAAGGAAGAGGUGGCUCUGCAGUGGUAGAAAUUGAAGCAAUCGGUCGUCUAUUGGCGGCCUCUAGGAUUGUUAUUGCAGAAAGCCCUACAUUUUAUAAGGCCUAUCAACCCGUGUUGAAAGCUUUACAAGACAAGGAUCUUGUGAAUUUUCCAUUUGUAGAAGAGCUUGUCUACGGACACUGGCCAAGCUGCCCUCCAGAAUAUCUUACUCCCUCGACAACCCUGGACUGGAGCUGUCUGUUUGAGAAGAAAGGUCAGAUCUUCCCUGAUGGAAGUUUAAAUGAUAAUUUAAAAUUCCCAACACUUUUUCCCUUUUUGAGAGCACCGGUCUCUGAACUGGACAAUUUGCUCACUAGUGGAUGUAGAAUGAGCCUUGAUGAGAGCCAAACUGAGGCACUUAAGCUCGCCUUAAGCAACCGAUUAGUUUUGAUUCAAGGGCCCCCUGGCACAGGCAAGACAUAUCUUGGAGUAAAACUGGUGCGCCUUCUUUUAACAGCAGAUACUUUACCCACUGGUCCGAUACUUGUGAUCACUUAUAAGAAUCAUGGUUUGGAUAAUUUUUUGUUGGGUUGCUUGCCAUUCUGCAAAAAUUUGGUGAGGGUAGGAAGGAGAAGUACUGAACUUGCGCUCCAGGAUUACAAUUUGAGUGUGAAGGUUAGCCGGGUGGACGAAUUUUCGUCUGAAUGGACGGCUUGCAGGCAUCGGUUGCAGGAAAUUCAAUACAAGAUGGAGAUGGCUCUUAAUAGCUUAAUAGAUAGUAAUGCUUUCGAUUCAGAAACGCUAAUUACUCACAUGCCAGAUAGGCAACUAAGGCUAUUGCUCUCCAAAUCACAGUCUGGUAAACAACUCCUCGAGAAUUUUCCUGAGGAAACCCCGCUUGGGGAAUCUAUUAGAGGCAAAAUUGGUGAAAGCACGGAAGCAAGACGUUUUACUACCUCGUUGCAUAAUGCAAUCUCAAGACAAAUUCGUGAGUGGAAGCCGCCCAUGAAGACGUUCGAACUUGUGGAGAAUUGUUUCUCUCAUUGUAAGCCUCAACGAGUAGUAGAUGAAAUUUUGGCUUCUAAUAAGUUACGCAGAGGUACCGAGGGAUACAGUUAUCAAGACGAAGUUGAAGAGGAUCCAAGCGAAGAUGAAUCCAUGGAGGAUUUCUGGGUACCUGGUUCAAAGAGAUCGCAAGACAACGGAUCGUGGCUAGAGAACAACUUCUUUCCUUUCAAAAGAGAAGAUGAUGGCAACUUAUUCUCAAAGCGAGUUAAUUUACAUAUAGACAUAGACAAAUAUCGAUGGCUGCUGAACGAGAAUCCCUGGCACUUAAAUGAACACUGCCGCGUACUAUUAGUACAUGUGAUAAUGCAAACCCAAUAUGAGCUGGGUUUGAAAAGCCUUGCAGAUUUAAAGAAGGAAUACGAUGAAAUCUGUGAGAUGAUGAAAGAAAUCAAUCAACGUCGGCAGCUGCAAGUGCUUCAAGAGGCUAGCAUUGUUGGGAUGACAACGGCCGGUGCAGCGAUGCAUCUCAGUGUUCUUAAAAUGCUCAGACCGGCAAUUGUUUUUGUGGAAGAGGCCUCAGAAAUUUUGGAACCUCAAGUGUUGGCUGCUCUUCAACCCAGUGUACAACAUCUGAUUCUUAUUGGGGAUCAUUACCAGUUAUCACCCAGUGUAGCAUGUUAUGAGCUGGAGCUCUGGCAUGAUUUCUCAGUGUCGAUGUUUGAAAGAUUGGUUGAAUACAACAAGUUUCCCUUCCAAUCACUUGCUGUACAGAGCCGCAUGAGAGAGGAGUUUCUACCCAUGAUUUUGCCCAUAUAUCCACAUGUAAGAUCAAACACCGAGCUUGUUAGAGGGAGAAGGAACGAGGCGCCUUCUUGUAUUACAACUCCAAUGCAUUUUUGGUCUCAUACAUAUCCAGAGACUAAACACGAAAACAGUUACGCAAACAAAGGAGAAUCAGAAAUGGUGGUUGCCCUUUUAAGUUUGAUGCUAGCCGAAGGAGAGAAUCCUCAGAAUAUAACUGUACUGGCAGCCUAUAAUGGACAGGUGUCUUUGUUGAGAAAAAAAUUGGAGGGAAAGACAGGUGCUAAAGACGUUCAAGUUCUUUCGAUCGAUAGAUUUCAAGGUUCAGAGAAUAACAUUGUGAUUGUAUCCCUCGUAAGAUCCAAUGACGAUAGAAACAUUGGAUAUCUAGCUAGGCGAAAUAGGCUCUGCAUUGCUGUUUCCAGAGCAAGAGGAGGCCUAUAUUUCUGUGGCGAUCACAAUUUGUUUUUAGAAAAGUCUCCGCAUUGGAGAACCCUCAUCGAGUAUUUCAAAGAGCGGGAAUGUGUCAGCGAGCAAAUGUAUCUUCGUUGUCCAAGACAUUCUUGCGACCCUCCUUUUUUACUGUGCAAUAAAGAUGCGUCUUCUUUCAAUCCUCUUUUCUGCACAAGGCCUUGCAGGGCUGUUCUUGAAUGCAGUCACCUGUGCUCGAGUACAUGUCAUCAUGGGGAGCAUCCGCCCUGUGGCGAGCAAGUUCUAUUUCAGUUCCGAAGUUGUGGCCACGAAGCAACAAAGCGCUGCUCACAAGACGAGGAAACAAUACUCUGUUCGGAGGAAAUAAGCUACAAGUUUAAGAAGUGUGGACACACAGAGGUCUUUAAAUGCUGGCGAGUUAUGAAGAAGCAAGGUUUGCUUUGUAUGCAUUCCUGCCCCAGGGAGUUGGAGUGUGGGCAUCCAUGUUCUCUCAAAUGCUACAAAGAUUGCAAAGCAAAUCCAUGUGGUAUUUGUAUUGAGAUAGAAAAGGAAAAGGCGGCAAAAGAGAAGGAACGGGAGGUUAAGGAACUUUCAUUGAAAAAGGAAGAACUGAAGAAAGAAAUUUCGAAAUUGAAGACACAGAAUGUGACUGAAGAGUCAUCAAUCUCAGAGAUUGAUUCAGAGAGUGAGACGGCUGCAGAAUAUUUGCUGGUUAGAGACCGAACGGAAAAAUUCAUCCAGCCAAAACAUGGUAUUCUUCCUAUUGUGACGAAGAUUGAAAAGGUGUCUAGCGUGCAUUUAAAAAUCAAGUUUUUAGAGACUCAGAAGGAUCUCAUCAGUCCCACUUCUCCCACGCAACUUCUCUUCCACGGAACUAGUGAUCAAGGCAUUCAAGGGAUUAUCAAGAAGGGCUUUGAGCUUCCACCCCCAGAUAAACAAAAUAUGUUUGGACGGGGGAUUUAUUUUGCUACCGAUUCUUCCAAGAGCGCUCAACAAAUUUACACAAAAGGGAGCAACAAACUCUUACUCUGUGAGGUUCUUCUUGGGAGGACUUGGACGGUGCAACAAGUUAAUCCAUAUAUGGCUAAGAUGGAUAAGCAGCAAAUUAAUAAAAAGGGAUACGAUUCUCUGUUUUCAAAGAGAGACGGAAAAGGCAAAGGAGGCACUCUUUAUGAUGAAUUUGUGGUGUACGAUCCUUAUCAAGCGAUUCCCCGAUAUAUAGUGCACUAUAAAAACCUGGCAUUUGAUCCUGCAGCAAUCUCCUGGCCAAUUUCUGUCGACCGCAACCUCACCAGAGUGCAGUAUGAAAUGUCUCAAAAUUUCACUGGUGAUACCCCUGCCGAAUACCAUUUCAGACUUGCAGAGUCGCAAUUUUUUAGGAUGUCUAGCAGGAACGAUUAUAAGGUAAUAAAGGUUGAGCAUAUAUUGAAUAAAAAAUUGCAAAUGGUAUAUGAGAAAGCCAAAGAAGAACUCGAAAAGCAGAGGAAAAGUGUGGAAGAGAUGUUAGUCUUUCAUGGAACUGACAAAGAUGCCAUAGAGAAGAUUAUAGAAGAAGGCUUCAAGAUAGGUGGCCAAGGAGUGGAGGUGCGACAUGGAACCGUAUAUGGGAGCGGCGUAUACACUGCCCUAGAUCCUCACACAUCAAUCAACUAUAGCAGAGGAGGAAUGAUCCUUCUCUCCUCUGCUUUAAUUGGUGAGAAAGGUAACGAUUUCAACGAAGGAGCUUCUAGCGACGUGCUUGUGCUUCACAAAACAGAGUACCUGCUACCAAAGUACAUAGUCCAUUUUGUGAAGAAAUAGCUGAUGUAUAGCCAUAACUACACUUCCAAAUUCGCCUGAAUUUUGGAAGUAAAAUAGAAUACUUGGUACCAAAAUACAGAAUCCGAUCCUUUUUGUAAAGAUAAGUAACGUAUAGCUAUCACUACACCAGAAUUCACCAGAAUUUUUUAGUUAAAACAGAAUACUCGCUCUACCAAGGUACAAAAUCCGUUCUGUAAAGAAAUUGUGGAUGUAUAGCUGUUACUAAACUUACCUAUUCCAGAUUAGCCCGAAUUUUGGAGGCAAAACAGAACACUUGAUACCAAGCAGGUAAUCCAUUUUGUAAAGAAAUAGUUAAUGUGUAGCUGUCACUAUACUUACCUAUCUCAGACUUCCUGAGUUAUGAGGUAAUACAGUUGCUAACAGAGUACAUAAUCCAUCUUGAAGAGAAAUAUAUAAUGUAUAGCUGUCACUACACUAUUCCAGACUUGCCUGAAUUUGAGAGGUCUGGAACUGAUAUAUAAUGGAAUUUUAAUGAUAUUUUAAUUUUAUAAAAGGAUCUUUAUAUCA
This is a messenger RNA of Cryptomeria japonica (Japanese cedar), 6067 nucleotides long. RefSeq lists its product as uncharacterized. Bases 80 to 5539 code for a protein of 1819 amino acids. The record is from RefSeq and is a predicted model, not a curated record. NCBI's taxonomy places the organism in Eukaryota, Viridiplantae, Streptophyta, Pinopsida, Cupressales, Cupressaceae. Gene Ontology annotation, biological process: regulatory ncRNA-mediated heterochromatin formation. The transcript is spliced from 11 exons. Gene Ontology annotation, molecular function: NAD+ poly-ADP-ribosyltransferase activity; helicase activity. Gene Ontology annotation, cellular component: nuclear RNA-directed RNA polymerase complex.